Molecule: messenger RNA, 1883 nt
Organism: Glossina fuscipes
Lineage: Eukaryota; Metazoa; Arthropoda; Insecta; Diptera; Glossinidae
Gene: rl
Product: mitogen-activated protein kinase ERK-A
Exons: 8
Coding region: 527-1702 (391 amino acids)
Biological process (GO): intracellular signal transduction; protein phosphorylation
Cellular component (GO): nucleus; cytoplasm
Molecular function (GO): ATP binding; MAP kinase activity
Source: RefSeq, a predicted model, not a curated record
UAAAAUUAGCCAAAAAGAAAUAAUUAAAAUAAAGAAGUAACGCCAAGUUCGUGUAUAGAACGUAAAUUAAAAAUUUUGUAAAGUUCGAGUUUACGAUUAACAAAAGAAAACACCGUAUUUAUUAUCGUUAACUUGAUAAACUAGUCAGCAGCGGGUUAUAAAAAAAAAAGAAGGAAAACAUUUCGCUGUGACGUCGUUUGUGUAUUUUUGGAGUAUUCAUUUGUAAUACUCUCUUGAAAUAAUAGCAAGCAAAUAAGAAGAAGCGACAAAAUUUUAAGGCUUCAUUUAUUUAGUGAGGGUGUUGCCGCUAUUGUCGGAUAGUAUUUUGUGGAAAGUAGAGCGAGUAGUGCUCGAGUAGUGUUGCGUUUUAGUAAGAUUAAAAAUAUAUCUACCACUACUCGUAACGCAGAUACCUGUUGUUGGUCUGUUAGGCGUUUCCUACAAAAUUUCUUUUGAAAAGAUUGGACACUUCUAAAUAGUUUAACUUUACGUGUUUGGCGUUAAAAAUUUUAAGUAAAUAGUGGCAAUGGCUGAAGCGGCAAGUGCACCAACAGCAGGUGGUUCUCAACAAAAUAAUAGCAAUAAUGCAACGAAUGUGGUAACAACUCCUGUUGCCGCAGCUACUACUACAAAUCCCAAUGCAGAAGUAAUACGCGGUCAAGUAUUCGAGGUUGGUCCACGAUAUCGCAAUUUAGCUUAUAUCGGUGAAGGAGCUUAUGGGAUGGUCGUCUCUGCUUUGGAUACGCUGACAAGUACAAAAGUGGCGAUUAAGAAGAUUUCACCGUUCGAACAUCAAACAUAUUGUCAGCGUACGCUGCGCGAAAUCAAGAUUUUAACACGUUUUAGGCAUGAAAAUAUUAUUGAUAUAAGGGAUAUUUUGCGUGUGGAUAGCAUAGAGCAAAUGCGUGAUGUAUAUAUUGUGCAGUGUUUAAUGGAGACUGAUCUAUAUAAAUUACUUAAAACACAGAGGCUAAGCAAUGAUCACAUAUGCUAUUUUCUAUAUCAAAUCUUGCGUGGUCUAAAAUAUAUACACUCAGCGAAUGUUUUGCAUAGAGAUUUGAAACCCAGUAAUCUAUUGUUGAAUACGUCAUGUGAUUUAAAGAUUUGCGAUUUUGGUUUAGCUCGGGUAGCCGAUCCCGAACAUGAUCAUACUGGUUUUUUAACCGAAUAUGUAGCAACGCGUUGGUAUCGGGCGCCAGAGAUUAUGUUAAACUCCAAAGGUUACACCAAAUCAAUAGACAUCUGGUCCGUAGGUUGCAUUUUAGCCGAAAUGCUCAGUAAUAGGCCAAUAUUCCCCGGCAAACAUUAUCUAGAUCAAUUGAAUCACAUUUUAAGUGUAUUGGGAUCGCCUUCGAAAGAAGAUCUAGAAUGUAUUAUCAACGAAAAAGCUCGUAAUUAUCUGGAGUCAUUACCUUUUAAACCCAAAGUGCCGUGGUCGCGAUUGUUUCCCAACGCUGAUCCUUUGGCGCUCGAUUUACUCGAUAAAAUGCUAACUUUUAACCCGCAUAACAGAAUACUGGUUGAAGCAGCUUUAGCGCAUCCUUAUUUGAAACAGUAUUACGAACCAGAAGAUGAGCCUGUAGCUGAAGUACCAUUUCGUAUCGGUAUGGAACUAGAUGAUCUUCCACGGGAAACAUUAAAAGCGCUCAUAUUUGAAGAGACAUUAAAAUUUAAGGAACGACAAGCUGAUCAGGCCGUGUAAAGUUGCCAAAUAUCCAAUAUUUCAAGCCAUGCAAGACAUUAAGUAAUAAAGCAUAAAUCUUUCGGAUUUUAAAGAUGAUUAUUGCAAACUUAAAAGGCGACAUUAUGACUAUUACGCUUUAUUGUCAUUGUUUCGUCACAAUCGUCGAUCCAAUCAUUAAGUAAAAAAAAAAAAAAAAAAA